UCUUUUAUUAUCUAUGAAUUGAAAAUACAGAAAUAAUUUUAAUAUCCUGCGAAGUGCGAACAUCCGGGGCUUAAAUAUAUUUAACAAUGCGAACAUCCAUCGUCCAUUGACAUUGUAUUUAUUUGAAAUAUUUCAGCGUUUGAUACUUUGAUGGUGACCUUAAAAAAUGGAGACAGACAAUCAAAAUGUUCAGAAAAGUCAAUUUUGCAGCUAUAUGCCGGAGAGAGUGCAUACUGAAGGAAGGCGAAAACUUAUGUCUUGGUUGAAUCAACAAAUGAAAGUUAAUUUAUUAGAUGGCCGUAUUUUAGUUGGAACAUUCGUUUGUACUGAUAAAGAUGCUCAUAUUAUACUUAGUACAUGUUAUGAAUACUUUAACGAAAAAGAUUUAGAUACUGGAGAAUCUCGACUUUUAGGCUUAGUAAUGAUACCUGGGCGACAUAUUAUUUCAAUUCAUACAGAUGUACAACAAACAAAUGAUCAACCUAUAAAUUCGUCAAACUUUGAAGAAACGUGAUAGUACUAAAUAAUUGCAAUUUUAAUGUAAUCAUUAUUCAUUGUGAAUAUUUUUUAUCUUCAUUGUUAAAAUUUAAAAUAAUUUAUUAAUAUAUAAUACAACUAUUAUACAAGAGUCCUAAAUUCAAUUUUAAUAAAAAUAUUAACAAAUGUUUAAGUAUAGAUGAAAGAAAAAUACAAAUGCAACAACUUCAUGUAAUAGAUAGAUAUAUCUAUCGUGUAAUGAAUAAUAAUCUUUUACACUAUUUAUAAUUAAUAGGAAUACAAUAAUUUCUGCUUAAUGUGAUCACUGGUUUAUUGGAAUCCAAAAUUAAAAAACAUUUGUUUUGUAAUGUUUUAUUGACCUUUUAUUAGAAAUUAGAAUCACUGUGUACUUUUAUGGCUUUAAAUUAUUGUCGGAACUGAUUUUAAUCUUAACAUCAUUUAGAUUAAAAAUAAACUGUGACACUCAACUGCAAUCAACUAAUGAUAGUUUCAUAAGUUGCUUUACUUUAUUGUAAUUUUAUAUUUUUUUUCAAUUACCUAUUAUAAUAUGUAUAAUGUGUUAUCGUAAUUAAAUUUGUUAGGAUAGUUAAAAAAAUAUUAUAUUUUGUGAAGUAUAAGUGGCCUCGUAUAUGCGCGUUUUCUUUGUCAAAAACUACUGUUUCUAAUUCCAGCAAUACGAGUAAAAAAUUAUCAAGAUUUUCA
Messenger RNA from Metopolophium dirhodum (rose-grain aphid), 1200 nucleotides. It is a transcript of the gene Sbat, whose product is annotated as N-alpha-acetyltransferase 38, NatC auxiliary subunit. Gene Ontology annotation, cellular component: NatC complex. The transcript has 4 exons. NCBI's taxonomy places the organism in Eukaryota, Metazoa, Arthropoda, Insecta, Hemiptera, Aphididae. The coding region runs from base 167 to 514 and encodes 115 amino acids. The record is from RefSeq and is a predicted model, not a curated record.